Diaporthe batatas is the source of this 567-nucleotide messenger RNA. RefSeq lists its product as uncharacterized. The coding region runs from base 1 to 567 and encodes 188 amino acids. The record is from RefSeq and is a predicted model, not a curated record. Lineage: Eukaryota; Fungi; Ascomycota; Sordariomycetes; Diaporthales; Diaporthaceae. The transcript has 5 exons.
AUGCAGUGUGCUGGAUUCUCACAAUUUCCUCGAUACCGGGUUGAAGGUAGGGAAAUACCGAAGCUGGCAUCAAUUGGUACACACACGGAUCGUGCUCUGCCUGCGGCGGGCGUCCUCAGGAUGGACUCAUUGGCGUCCGGCGAACAAAUUCAAGCUGUUGCUUACCAGCUGCCGUCUCUCUCGCCCAAAGGACUCAGCUUCGCCACCGACGCGGUCGGGAUUGCUCUCGGGGUCAUCGCCAUCAUCGCUCUUUUUCUACGCCUUUACGUUCGCCUUGGGUUCUCGACAGGUCUGAGCAGACCUCUGGGUCCAGACGAUUACCUAGCUGCAUUUGGAACUCUCACAUUCGCGGCUGCAAUCGUGUUCACCGUUUACGCCACCCGCUAUGGGCUUGGUACACCGGACUCGGAACUUCCUUCGCCACUUUAUCGGAUCCGAGCCGCUGAAUACGUGAUGUACUGGGAGCAACAUGGAAUCCCUUACUGUAAGCUUCAAAGCCCAUACAAGCCAGCGAGAUCCAGGAAUAUAUCGACAAGUGCAAGCCCGGCCGGGAGCCUGCCUCUUUAA